AUGGCUGCAAAUCUCCAAGGUAAACCUUCAAAUGCAACCAGUCGUCCCACUACGAUUUCCAGAGUCUUAGACAAGCUUAGUGAAGUCUCAGGGUUCAACUUGAAUCUAAAACUUCCCUAUCCUCAAGCCACAAAUCCCAAAAAUGACCGCACCUACAUGCCCAAACGGAAUUUAGGCACUUCUCCUAUAAUGGCAUUCAACUUACAGACCAAAAUUUCGAAGAUAUUGAAAUCAGAGCAAAAACUAAGACAACAGAAACAACAACUUAUCGAAGACUUUAGAACGUGGGCUUCCUCUAUUGCAAAUCUAGAAUGUGAAACUAUGAUUAGUGAGUUCGGGACGUUACUAUUGAGUCAAGUUGAUACCAAUGUAACAUUGAGCGAAAAGCUAGAUGUUUUGAGAUUAAAUCUAAUCGAUGUACAUGAGCGAGAGAAAAAGCAAAAGGAUCUAUUAGUUACCAAGGAAAAGUUAUUACGACAGCUAAAGGAUUCUGAAGCCAAGUUUGGGCCUGGUGCUUCUGGAAGUACCCUUAUAAAAGAAAAAUUAGAAGAAAAUGUUUGUAAUUUGGAAGUUGUGGAAUUACAGUAUUUGAGGUCUAUCAAUAAAAAUCUAAAAGAGUCGAUUAUUGAAUACUUAGUGAGUCUCCAACUAACCACAUCCAUAUUAGAUGAAGCUACACAAGUUUACUACGGUUGCUUGCUUGCAAUUGAACAAGGGGUAUUCAAUAACUCCAACUCACACAAUAACAAUGGCAGUAAUAUAAGUGGAGUUAAUGUGCUUCCUACGCUUGGUCAACUGGAUACAGAAGGAUUAAGAAAAACUUCCCCAGUAAAAUCUAGAAAAGACUUCAUAUACCAAUCAGCAAACAGUGGGGCCGUUUCAAGUUUUAGAUCACAAGAAAUGCAAAAAGGUUCUACUACCAACAGUCCUAGUCGAAAAGCAUCAUCGUCUCCUUAUGAUCACACUCAUCAGAACGGCCCGCCAUUGUGUAGCGAAUGUUCAAAGCUAGAGAAAUAUAGCAGGAUUUUAACGCCAUGCACUCAUCCAUCCGAAUCUAGAGAUACGAAAGAGUAUUCGAUCGUACGAGAAUACAUGCCAAUGGAACAAUGGAAUUGA
This is a messenger RNA of Dujonia railenensis, 1116 nucleotides long. Lineage: Eukaryota; Fungi; Ascomycota; Pichiomycetes; Serinales; Debaryomycetaceae. The record is from the annotation of a GenBank genome assembly.